GGGCGCGGACGGGGCGGGGCCUGUGCGCGGAGCUGUCCAGCACCCCAAGGCGGGGCGUGAGCCCCCAGCCCGCCCCAGCCGCCUCCGCCCGCCCUGCCAGCGCCACUGCGGCUCGGCGGGCGCGUCACGUGGCUAGCGCAGCUAGGCCUCCGGGCUCCGGGCGCGGGUGAGGGGCCGGGCGGGACGGCCGACAGACCCGCAGACGCUCCACCGGCGGCACCCGGCCGGGCAGGCUGGGGGCAGCGCGGGGCUGCCUGGGGGCGCCGGGGCCGGGCGGGCUGCGCGUCGCGGGGCAUGGGCGCGCCGGGGGUCCCCGGGCCCAGGCCGGCCGCGGCGGGGCUCCUGGGGCGCGGGGGCAGCGGCGGGCGGGGGUCCUCCCUGGCGGCCGCCGCUGAGCCCCCGCGGGGCCCGUGACGCCGCGGCCGAUGUGGCCCCGCGCGCGCUACGGGCCUGCACCGCCACCGCACAAAGACGCCUUGGGAGCCGCCGUCUGCGCCUGGGCCGCAGCCGCCGCGCCAGCCGGAGCCCGAGCCCGAACCCCGGCUGCAGCCGGAGCCACAGCCGGAGCCGGGCAACAGGAGGCGGCGCCCGCGGGCCGCCGAGCCCGGCAUGGAUAAGCGCGCGGCCCCGGGGCUGGAGGGCGCGCCGGGCGCCCGGGCGCAGCUGGCCGUCGUCUGUCUCGUGAACAUCUUUCUCACCGGGAGGCUCAGCAGUGCGGUUCCUGCCUUAGAUGGGCCGGCCUUUCCGACAGCGGCCUGCAGCGGGAAGCUGGAGCAGCACACGGAGCGGCGCGGGGUCAUCUACAGCCCUGCCUGGCCCCUCAACUACCCGCCGGGGACCAACUGCAGCUGGUACAUCCAGGGCGACCGUGGGGACAUGAUCACCAUCAGCUUCCGCAACUUUGACGUGGAGGAGUCUCACCAAUGCUCCCUGGACUGGCUCCUGCUGGGCCCAGCGGCCCCGCCCCGCCAGGAGGCCUUCCGCCUCUGUGGUUCCGCCAUCCCACCUGCCUUCAUCUCUGCCCGUGACCACGUCUGGAUUUUCUUCCACUCAGACGCCUCCAGCUCCGGCCAGGCCCAGGGCUUCCGUCUGUCUUACAUCCGAGGGAAGCUGGGCCAGGCAUCCUGCCAGGCAGAUGAGUUCCGCUGUGACAAUGGCAAGUGCCUGCCUGGCCCAUGGCAGUGCAACACCGUGGAUGAGUGUGGGGACGGCUCUGACGAGGGCAACUGCUCAGCGCCCGCCUCUGAGCCUCCGGGCAGCCUGUGCCCCGGGGGGACCUUCCCGUGCAGCGGGGCGCGCUCCACGCGCUGCCUGCCAGUGGAGCGGCGCUGCGACGGCUUGCAGGACUGUGGCGAUGGCUCUGACGAGGCAGGCUGCCCUGACCUGGCGUGUGGCCGGCGGCUGGGCAGCUUCUACGGCUCCUUUGCCUCCCCCGACCUGUUUGGCGCGGCCCGUGGGCCCUCGGACCUUCACUGCACGUGGCUGGUGGACACGCAGGAAUCGCGGCGGGUGCUGCUGCAGCUGGAACUGCGGCUGGGCUACGAUGACUACGUGCAGGUAUACGAGGGCCUGGGCGAGCGCGGGGACCGCCUGCUGCAGACACUGUCCUACCGCAGCAACCACCGGCCUGUGAGCCUGGAGGCUGCCCAGGGCCGGCUCACUGUGGCCUACCAUGCACGCGCCCGCAGCGCCGGCCACGGUUUCAAUGCCACCUACCAGGUGAAGGGCUACUGCCUCCCCUGGGAACAGCCAUGCGGGAGCAGCAGUGACGAUGACGGGGGCAGUGCGGGCGACCAGGGCUGCUUCUCAGAGCCACAGCGCUGCGACGGCUGGUGGCAUUGCGCCAGCGGCCGAGAUGAGCAGGGCUGCCCCGCCUGCCCGCCCGACCAGUACCCCUGUGAGGGUGGCAGUGGUCUGUGCUACGCGCCUGCUGACCGCUGCAACAACCAGAAAAGUUGCCCCGAUGGCGCCGAUGAAAAGAACUGCUUCUCCUGCCAGCCUGGCACCUUCCACUGCGGCACCAACCUGUGCAUCUUUGAGACGUGGCGCUGUGACGGCCAGGAGGACUGCCAGGAUGGCAGCGAUGAGCAUGGGUGCCUGGCCGCUGUGCCCCGAAAGGUCAUAACGGCGGCGCUCAUCGGCAGCCUGGUGUGUGGCCUGCUGCUGGUCAUCGCACUGGGCUGUGCCUUCAAGCUCUACUCACUUCGCACGCAGGAGUACAGGGCCUUUGAGACCCAGAUGACGCGCCUGGAGGCUGAGUUCGUGCGGCGGGAGGCACCCCCGUCCUAUGGUCAGCUCAUUGCCCAGGGCCUCAUUCCACCCGUGGAGGACUUUCCUGUCUACAGUGCAUCCCAGGCCUCCGUGCUGCAGAAUCUUCGCACGGCCAUGCGGAGACAGAUGCGUAGGCAUGCCUCCCGCCGGGGGCCCUCUCGCCGCCGUCUUGGCCGCCUCUGGAACCGGCUCUUUCACCGGCCACGGGCGCCCCGAGGCCAGAUCCCGCUGCUGACCGCGGCACGCCCCUCACAGACCGUGCUGGGCGACGGGCUUCUCCAGCCUGCACCAGAGGCUGCCCCCAACCCCCCGGCACCCCUCAUGGACACAGGCAGCCCCAGGGCGGCCAGAGAUGGACCCCCCAGUGCCCCCGGCCACGUACUGGAGGUGGGACCUUCAGGGCCACCCCUGCCCUUGGGCCUGCAAGACCCAGAGUGUAGGCCCAUGGACAAGGACAGAAAGGCCUGCAGGGAGCCUCUGGCAGACAGCCCAGCUCCUGUGGAUGCACCUCGGGAGCCCUGCUCAGCCCAGGACUCGCACCCCCAGGCCUCCACUGCCAGCAGCACCCUGAGCCCCCACUCACCAGAGCCACUGAGGGUCUGCAGGAGCCCCCCGCCCCACUGCUCCCCAAUGCUGGAGGCCAGCGACGAUGAGGCCCUGCUGGUCUGCUGACCGCUGGUGGCACCUGUCGUCCCCAGAGCUGGGAGUUGUCGUGAGGAUGGAGCCGGGCCGUGGGGACGCUGGAUCUCAUCCACGGUGACUGUUCUGCCCACGCCUCGCCCUCCUCCUGUCCAACAGGGCUCCUGGAGGAGCCGAGUUGGGCAGCUCCUGCGAACCCUCAUGUCCCUGGCCAGGCGGGUGCCCUCCGCCCUCCCUAAGGGUCUAAUCUCCUGAGUACUGUGGCAGGGCUGGGGUGUGUGUAUCUGGCAUCAGGAAGCCCCUGGAGUCCCCUGCAGGCCUCGAGGCCCCCAGGACAUGCUACUCUCUGCUUUCUGGGGACAGAGAGGCCAGGGCACCAACAGCAGUGGCCACAUUCAUUCCAUCCUAUCUCAGGGCCUCAGUUUCCCCACCUGUAAGCCAGGGUGUGACUGUAGGCUCUGAAGUCCUGACCUUCACUCUGUGAUUUACAGGAGGAAAGACAAUCCCAGCCGGGAGCCCCUGAGUUCUCCUGGGUGGCCAAGCUUAGACUGGCAUGGAGGACCUGGGGGAGGGGUGGACUGAGCUGCUCCCCCAUCCUAGAUGUCCCUUUGGGCAAGGGUGACUCUGGGUGCCAUGGUAAGGAGUGCCUGUGUCAAGUGGCAAAGCCCCCAAAUGUUGAGAGCCUCCUCCAGAGCACCCACUGAGGUGCACCCCAGCUGGCCCCGUCUGUGCCCAUCAGGGACUCCCCAUAGCACGAGCGAACAGCCAGCCCUGUUUAUUUAUAGGCCUUUUCAGGAAAAGCUAGCAGGGCAGCGCUAACACGGGAGACCCAGUCCACAUUUUAGCUUCCUUAAAACAGGCUUCUAAGAGUCAUAUCUUUUUUUUUUUUUUUCCAGAAAAAAAAAAAACUUUUUUGCCAAACAUCUCCUCAAUAAACAUGUAAACAGAAA
This is a messenger RNA of Callithrix jacchus (white-tufted-ear marmoset), 3860 nucleotides long. It is a transcript of the gene LRP3, whose product is annotated as LDL receptor related protein 3. NCBI's taxonomy places the organism in Eukaryota, Metazoa, Chordata, Mammalia, Primates, Cebidae. Gene Ontology annotation, molecular function: protein binding. Gene Ontology annotation, cellular component: plasma membrane. The record is from RefSeq and is a predicted model, not a curated record.